This is a messenger RNA of Mytilus trossulus (common blue mussel), 4741 nucleotides long. RefSeq lists its product as uncharacterized. The transcript is spliced from 4 exons. Lineage: Eukaryota; Metazoa; Mollusca; Bivalvia; Mytilida; Mytilidae. Bases 714 to 1688 code for a protein of 324 amino acids. The record is from RefSeq and is a predicted model, not a curated record.
AUAACUGCCGACCUGAAUCCUCUGACUACCGCGCUUGGUUUCGUAUUUACUAUGUUCCAUACAAACUGGAAUCUGCUUGUGUUUAUCAUUAUGCAUGAUCAUGUAGUAAUCAGCAAGGACCCAGUUUACACACUUUAUUUAAAGAAUGAAAUAUUUUGACCUGUUCAUAUUUUAAUUGUUAUUUAAUUGUUAUUUGAGCCUCCCGUCUUUUAUAUUUUUCAUAUUUAUUCAAGGUUUCACUUUUUAUCUUUGUCUUAUAACAAUAUCCGUCCGUUUUGACAUGUUUUGGACUUUUCACACACCAGUGAUCAUCAGUCGCUAUACAAAAUAGUUCUCCUGAAUUAUGUUAAAAUUACAUGCCAUUUGAACUUUAAAAUCGUUAAAAAAAUAGCAAUCGGAAUCAUUUUUACAUCUUUCGGAUAUAUAAGCGUCUUUGUCAAGAUUUAUGGAAUCUUUUUGAAUCGGGAAUUAGUAAUACGGUUAAAAUCACGCGGUGCGGUUUUGGACUUUUCACACUCCAACGAUCAGCCAUCGCUAGACAAUAUAGUUCUACUAAAUAAUGUCAACCUUCUUGCCAUUUGCACUUAACAAUCUUUUAAAAAGUAACAAUCGGAAUCACAUUAACAUUUUGUGGAUAGAAAAUGGUCUUUUCGAUAUUAAAGAAGUGUUUUGGAAUUAGAAAUUAGUAAUACGGUUAUACCCACGCGGUACGUAUGAAUCUUUGUUUACAAAAUACAGCAGCUGAGAAGAGCGUGACAGUAUUGACAAGGAAGAUAAUUAGGAAAAACAUCAAGAUGUUCACAAUUGCUAAGCUUAAGGAACAGUCUUCGAAUACCCCCUACAGAGUACCAAUUAAGGUACAGACAGUAAGUGUUGGUACAACCAACACAUACAUCAGAGAUGGCCAGAAGAAGUCUGCCACAACCAUUGGAUUUGCAGACCAGACAGGUAUCAUAAAGGGGCAGUGCUACGACAGUAGCAAAUUAACCACUAUUAAAGAAAACAGCUCCGUGAUGAUUAGAAAUUAUAUCUUCAGGGACAGUACUAUAAUUAUUACCUCAGCCACAAAGGUUAAUGUCACUAGUGGAGUAGGUGACAUUGACCCAAUCCACAGGAGCCAAGCAACAGACCUCUCCAGACCACCACCUCCACCAGAAGUUGUAUCUAUUGAAAAGGCAAAGAAAACAACUGCAGAUACGAAUGUAUCUAUCAGGGGAAAAGUCAUCAGAGUGGAUGCUGUCUUAGAGAGAGUCACCCAAAGAACUCAGGAAACGAUCAAACUCAAGCAGAUAUAUAUUCAAGACAGCACUGGGGAAGUAAAAGUCAGCAUGUGGAGAACCCUAGCAGAAACAUCAGUUGAGGUUGGAAAGACGGUGAAAAUAACAUUCCUAAAACUGAACAUUCACAAAGGAGAGAUCAGCCUACAGACCAUCCCUCAAAGUACACUUGAGUUUGUGUCAGAACAACACAGUGUUGUUGUAGAUGGUUUCUACAAGGAGGAAGACAAUAUUGUCCUUGUCUGUAAACAAGAUGAUGUUUACUCGGACUACAAAUGCCCUCUGCAUGCCCUUAAAGAACUAGUUGGUGACGAAGAAGAAGCAGAUGCAGUUAUUGAAGGGAUGAUUCCCUUCAAUGCUGUCAUUGUUGUUUCAGGAAACAACAUGAUUUCAUCAGUGACAAUGGAUUAAAGACACUAUAUAAAGCUGUACAUCAAUAUUAUAGUCUGUCAAAACCCAUACUCCAUUAGAAUUUUCAAUAUACUGCAAAGUUGAGUGCAGUUAUAUUUCUCCAAUUUUUCACUGCCAAAUUGGGUGCAGUACAUAAUGAAAAUUUAAUACAAAAUUUGUCUCAAACAUUUAUUCCAAAAACAGUUAUAUAUUUUAUAAUAUGUACAUGAAAACCACUUUUUCAGAGUUUAUAAUAUACAGCACAUUUUGAAAACACACUGUAUUUUGAAGAAAAUAAUUAAUUUCUAAUAGACACUGGAUACAAAAAACACACUUUACUAGAAUUUUUAAUAUACACCCAUGUUGAAUUCAUAAUUUAAUAUUUUGAACACAGUUAUGUCCCUUAGACACUGUAAAUCAAAACCCUUUAUUAAAAUUUACAAUGUACUGCAGAGUUGAGUGCAGUUACAUUUCUUCAAAUUUUCACUGCCAAAUUGGGUGCAGUACAUAUUCAGUGUUUUAUACAAAAUCAGUCUGAAAUUUAUAUUUUAAACAAAGUUGAAUAUCUAAUCAGCUGUACGUCAAAACCCACUCUUUAUUAGAAUUUUUAAUAUACACCCAUGUUGAGUACAUAAUUAUAUAUUUUGAACACAAUUAUGUCCCUUAGACACUGUUAAUCAAAACCCUUUAUUAAAAUUUUCAAUGUGCUGCAGAGUUGAGUGCAGUCACAUUUCUUCAAAUUUUCACUGCCAAAUUGGGCGCAGUACAUAUUCAGUGUUUAAUACAAAAUCUGUCUAUGCAAUUUAUAUUUUAAAAAGUUGAAUAUCUAAUCAGCUGUAUGUCAAAAACCACACUUUAUUAGAAUUUUUAAUAUACACCCAUGUUGAGUACAUAAUUUAAUAUUUUGAACACAGUUAUGUCCCUUAGACACUGUUAAUCAAAACCCUUUAUUAAAAUUUUCAAUGUGCUGCAGAGUUGAGUGCAGUUACAUUUCUUCAAAUUUUCACUGCCAAAUUGGGUGCAGUACAUAAUGAGAGUAUAUACAAAACCCGUCUAAAAAACUUGUAUUUUUUAACAAAGUUAAAUACCUUAUCAUCUAAACAUCAAAAACACUUUAUUAGAAUUUUUAAUUUACACCAAUGUUGAGUACAUUACUUAAUAUGUUGAACACAGUUAUGUCCCUUAGACACUAAAUAAAAACUCUUUAUAAAAGUUUUACAAUGUACUGCAGAGUUGAGUGCAGUUACAUUUCUUUAAAUUUUCACUGCCAAAUUGGGCGCAGUUCACAACAAAAAAACAAAAAAUCUGUAUUCGAAAAAACUGACUAUUAAUUUUAGAUUUUGUACAGAAAUGAUAUUUACUUAUAUACAAACAGUAUUUUUUUUUCAAUAGUUAUUACAAAUGGAGAAUUAUCUUGUAUUGUUUAUAUUGUCUUUUAUAAAUUAUCCUGUAUGCAUAUAUCCUUCAUUCAGUGAUGGGAAGUUACCUAGCAAUGGCUAGAUUUGAUUAACUUAUACAACAUUAUACAAUAAUUUUUAGGAGUAUAAACAUGUACAUGCUACAGAAAGUUAUGAUAUGUAAAUAUUUAUGGUUUAAUUAAGAAGUACAUUAACUAGUGUAUAUGAGUGAAAAAUUGAUUGUAUUGAUUGAAAAUGCAAGAAGUAAAAGGGAGCCAAUCUUGCAAAUAUUAUGAAAGUUAAUAUUUUAAAUAUCACAAAGUGUUAGAUAAUCUAUGGUCCAUUUAGAUGUUUCAGUCUUCCAUCCACAUUUUAUGAUCUCAUUAUUUAUUUUAUUUGUUAUAAUUAAGGUUGUUUUUGUUAUAAACUUUUUAAAUUAUGUCCCAUGAUCUCUAUUUGAUAUUGAUAUAUGUUUCAACUCCUUUUAUAUAGUUUGAAAUAUAUCGUAAUGUAUUGUUUUCAGUGCAUUUUUACAAAUUUAUUAUAUCUUUGCCAACUUCAAACAGAUUAUUAAUCAGUCCUGUAUACCUUUCACAGUAUUAGGAAUGCAAUAAAUACUAUUAAUAUUUUAAUGAAAACACAGAAAUGGAAAUCAUCAUUCAUGUAAAUAUGUACAUACAUGUAUUGUGCUAUACUUUGUUAUGUAAAUAUUGUUCAUUGUUAUUGAAUUUAAUAGAAAUACUGAAUUGGUGCAUUUUGAUGAAAUACUAACUGACACAUUAAAGUUUAUCAAAUUAAUUUUUCAUUUCUUCAUAAAGGAAAAUACCCUUCAAAACCAAGAUCAAAUAAACAAACAUAACUUCCUCAACUCAAUAGUAUGAAUGUUAAUACAUGUAUUGCCUUUAUAUAGCCUCCAGUGUCUAAUAUAAAUGUUCUAAAAACAGUAUUCAAUAUAAUCAAAACUCAAAGUAUGCCAGUCUUUCAUUAAAAUCAUAUCAUUCCAUAUUAUAUUUGCUAUUGCAAGCCUCAUCUGUUUUUAUAUAUAUUUAUUUUUAUUUGUUGUAACUCUCAAGUCUCUAUACAAUUUGAGGUAUAGUUAUUGGUGCAUUAUAAUUUGCUUAGAUAUAACAAUAUCUUCUCAAUAGAUAAUUGAUAAGUCCAUAUCCCCUAUCAUAUAAACUACUUACUUUAUGUUUGCAUAGCAAAAGUUGUGUAUUGGUGCUACAAGUUUAUAGGCAUUCCAGCUGUUUAUACAAUUUAUUACCUGUUAUGUUUUUUCAAUAUUAUGUAUGGUUGAGAUAGUUUGUUAAUGUUUUAGAUGUAUAUAAAAUAGUGCAAUAAUAUAACAUAAAGUUUAACUAGUGCAAUAUUAAUGACAGGAUCUGUUCUUAUUAAAUGGUAAAUAUGCAUACCAUUUCCUAUGCAAUAAUAUGACAUUUAACUUUAAUCAAACAUAAUGUUCAAGUAUAUCAGUGUAUUCCAAGUAUUAAAAAAAUAGAAAUGACUGAUAACUUCUAUAUGAUGUAACUACUAACGUUUUAAUUCAUUUACGAUCGAUGCUAUUGUUAUUAAUGUUAACACUGCUCAGCAUGUUACUCAGAAUGUUUAAAGUUUGUUAAUACUUCAUGAUGUAAUACUAUGUUUACUUCAUUUAGAAUAAAUACUAUAAAAUUUUAA